UAAGACCAUUUAAUUUUUUCCCCCCUCUGGCAUAUGGGUGUGUUCUGGUGUUAGGGCUUUGGUUUUGCUAGUAUUCUUUGGCAUAUUUGCGAUGUACUGGACUGUCAAUCAGACAGGCACUGUACAGAGAUAAGAUGGUAAAUGGCAUUUUCUUCCUUUUAUUAUCCAAAGUCUCUUUUUUUCUGUUUUGAAUGUAAUUUAUUCCAGUUAUCUAUAUUCGCUCUAAGCAUUAAUAAAAGUUCAAAUAUAAACUCAUUAAAGCUAACCUGUGUAGGUGCAUUUCUCUCACUAAGUUCCCAGCAUUAAAAUUUACAUAAAAUGUUUCUGACAUUUUAAAUUCAAUUCAUACACAGCUUGGUUUAUUUGCUUGACUGAAUAAAUAAUGCUUGUAAAAUCAGGAUAGAAAUAAUUUCCUAAAGACACAAAUAAGAUAGAGUACAUGCUUGAAAUGAUUCCAUACAAUGCAGCCUGUAUGCCACAUGUGUCUGUGUUUAACUGUGUUAGUAUCAGAAACUUGCCUGUCAACUUUUUCUUAUGCCUUCAGCUUAAACUGAAACAGAAGAAAGCACCUACAGGUGACAAUUAAAGCAUCAGAUAGGGUCUUUUUGGUGACUUGUAGCAAUACUCUAGGCUUUUUUACAACACGGAUCAAAGUGCAAACCAAUUAUGCCAGUGUAGUUAAUGUUCUGCCAUGUGGUUUUGUUUGUGUGAGGCCAUCAGACACUUCCUUUAAUUAAUGUGUCACUGUAGCACAUGCAAUAAGGCAGAUGGUGCAUGAAAGGGAAGGUAAGUGCAGCUGAUUGGGGUGGGAAGGGAUCUCUUUGUAAUAUGAGAAAGAGACCAAGUGAACUUUGGAUCUCUCAGCAGGCGUUGCCCUAGGACUGCUCCAGCAUUGUCACCUUAGUUGCCACACAGGUCUGGUUGGUAACCGCGGUGAUGGUGAAUAAUUGAGAGGGUACAGCCAGACAAAUGCAGAGCAUACAGGAAGAGCUAGACAGAGAGAAAGAAGGAGAAAAUAAAAUGUUCAGAGACAUUAAACUAAAUUGUUAAACAUAUUAAAUUUGUUGUUACCACCAGGCUACACCCAUUCAGACACAUUUACUAACACUCGGUUAUGGAGGUUGACGUGGAUGAAGAUGACGAGACUUUUAUUAACAUCUCACUGGCUGAUGAUUCAGCUGAAGGGGAACAGACAGCCCAGCGUUACAUACCAUUGGACCAGUAUAGCACCAUGAACUGUGACAUUGAUGGAGAUAUGGAGAAUCAAGUUGAACAAGAAGAGAAGACAAGACUCAUAAAUCAAGUGCUGGAGCUUCAGCACACACUUGAGGAUCUUUCUGCACGUGUGGAUGCGGUGAAGGAAGAUAACCUUAAGCUCAAAUCGGAGAAUCAGGUUCUUGGGCAAUACAUUGAGAAUCUUAUGUCUGCCUCCAGUGUAUUCCAGACCACCGACACCAAAAGCAAACGGAAAUGAGUGACCAUGUCUGGCCACCAUUCACUUGCAUUGAAAUGACCUACAGAGCUGAAAUAUUCUUUUAAAAAUCUUCAUUUGUAUUCAGCAGAAGAAAGUCAUACACAUCUGGGAUGGCAUUAGGGGAAGUAAAUUAUCAAAGAAUUUUCAUUUUUGGGUGAACUAUCCCUUUUAAAACUAUCCCUUUACCACAUCUACACCAGUCUUUCACUUUUGCUUUGUAACACCUACAUUUCUGUACUCUGUACUUUUCUAACCAAUUUUGGGAUUUUGUAUAGUAGCACUUCUCAAGUUACGGUCUCCUCAGGAUGAAUCGCUUGUGUUGUAGCGUUCCUCAUUUGUAAGUCACUUUGAAUAAAAGCGUCUGCUAAAUUAAUACAUGUAAAAUAUAAGUGCUAUGUAAAUGUGUACAGGCGGCUGUUGUCUUGAUAUCUGUUUCACUUCAAGGUGCUGUAAGCGAUUUUAGCGUUCUGUAGAUUUCACGUGACCGAGCCGUUGAAUUAGCCACGCCCCCCUCAUUCCAAAACCCUGCCCUCCACAGAUAAUUUUGAGACCAAAACCAAGCAAAAGAGCAGCAUUGUUUGUUCCUGUGGCUGUCAAAUUCAACAGUGGCACAAUAGUGCCCUCAACUGACAAACAUUAUGAAUCAUUACGCUAUGAGAAUGAGCAAAAUGAUUGACAGGUGGACACAUUUUUGUUUGCUGUUUACAAAGUCUACAGCUGUCACAGAGACCAGUGAGAUAUCUCAGGACACUUAUUUCAUUAAUAUCUUUAAAGGAGUAGGAAAUUACUUUUUUGCAUACAUUUCCAUUAAAAAAAAAUAAAAAAUCGCUUUCAGCACCUUCAAUGCAGUAAGGACAUCUCUCUAUUGUGAUAAAAAUGGAUAAUGUAAUGGAAUAAAUAUUUGAUUCAAAUAAAUACAUUUUAUUCCAAUAAAAAUACAGCAAAAAUAUUUUUUUUUCCUUCUUCUGUGCAAUACUUAGUCUGCCAUGACAGCUGUAUUCAGAGUAUCAUUUUAUUCUAGAGCAUUUAUCAAGUGUUUCCCUUUGCAUUCAGUGGG
This is a messenger RNA of Myxocyprinus asiaticus (Chinese sucker), 2531 nucleotides long. Its product is annotated as short coiled-coil protein B-like. Bases 1115 to 1474 code for a protein of 119 amino acids. The transcript is spliced from 5 exons. The record is from RefSeq and is a predicted model, not a curated record. Lineage: Eukaryota; Metazoa; Chordata; Actinopteri; Cypriniformes; Catostomidae. Gene Ontology annotation, cellular component: trans-Golgi network.